AUGGUAGACAUGUCUAUUGUUGUUCCAGUAUGUCUUACCAUCUUUCUCUUGUCCCAAGUGUGCAUUGCACAGGUUUCCUUUGAUGGAAGCCCACUCUAUAGCUCACGUGGGUUUAGGGGUGGCUCGGCGAGCCAACAACAAUGUCGUUUUGAGCAUCUUGCUGCCCUUGAGGUCACCCACCAGGAGAAAUCUGAGGCUGGCUCCAUCGAGUAUUACAACACUGAAGCACGUGACGAGUUUCGUUGUGCCAGGGUGAGUGCGAGGCGCUUGGUCAUUGAGAGCAGGGGCUUGGUUCUGCCUGUGUAUGCCAAUGCUCACAAGUUGCUCUACAUCGUCCAAGGUAGGGGAGUGUUCGGGAUGGCACUGCCAGGCUGUCCAGAGACAUUUCAGUCGGUGCGAUCAGCAUUUGAGAUGGCAACGGGCGAUGCCGAGUCUAGCACCCGAAAAUUGAGGGACGAGCACCAGAAAAUUCACCAGUUCCGCCAAGGGGAUGUCAUUGCAGUGCCACCUGGAGUGGCUCAUUGGCUGUACAACAACGGUGAUUCUCCUGUGGUUGCUUUUUCCGUCAUCGACUUUGGCAACAAUGCUAACCAGCUUGAUCCGAAACCAAGGGAAUUUUUCCUGGCGGGAAAGCCUUGGGGCUGGCAGCAGGUCCAGUACUCAUACCAGUCUGAACAACAAAGCAAGCAUCAAAACAUCUUCGCCGGAUUCAACCCAGAUUUACUUGCUGAGGCCCUGAGCGUGAGUAGGCAGACCGCCAUGAGGCUCCAAGAACUAAAUGACCAAAGAGGGGCGAUUAUCAGAGUCGAGCAAGGCCUCCAGUUGGCACUGGAUCCUUCUUUCCAAGCUGAGCAGGAGCAAGAGGAACAGCCCCAGGAGUACUUGUCGUCCCAACAGCAGCAACCAACCUGGUCACAGCGCAGUGGAGCUUGUGUGCAAAACAAUGGCCUCGAUGAGAUCAUGUGUGCGUUUAAAGUGAGCAAGAACAUCAACAGUGCACAAUCCACUGACAUUUUCAACCCCCGCGGUGGAAGGAUCACAAGGGCUAAUAGCCAGAAUUUUCCAGUUCUCAACAUCAUCCAGAUGAGCGCCACAAGAACUGUGCUCCAGAAUAAUGCUUUGCUCACUCCACACUGGACAGUGAAUGCGCACACGGUGAUGUAUGUGACUGCUGGUCAGGGGCGCAUCCAGGUGGUUGAUCACCGCGGUAGGACUGUCUUUGAUGGUGAGCUGCGCCAGCAGCAAAUCCUGCUAAUCCCGCAGAACUUUGCAGUUGCAGUGAAGGCACGCCAUGAAGGAUUUUCCUGGGUUUCCUUCAAGACUAGCCACAAUGCCAUAGACAGCCAGAUCGCUGGAAAGGGAUCUAUUCUUCGUGCUUUACCAGUUGAUGUGCUUGCCAAAGCCUACAUGCUUUCAAGGGAGGAGUCUAGGACCCUAAAAUACAAUCGUGCUGAUGAGACCCUUGUCUUUGCACCAAGGCCUGAAAUACAGUUGUAUGCCGAGUCAGAGAAGUGA
This is a messenger RNA of Oryza brachyantha (malo sina), 1515 nucleotides long. Its product is annotated as glutelin type-A 1-like. Bases 1 to 1515 code for a protein of 504 amino acids. The record is from RefSeq and is a predicted model, not a curated record. Lineage: Eukaryota; Viridiplantae; Streptophyta; Magnoliopsida; Poales; Poaceae. Gene Ontology annotation, molecular function: nutrient reservoir activity. The transcript is spliced from 4 exons.